This is a messenger RNA of Pocillopora meandrina, 477 nucleotides long. The record is from the annotation of a GenBank genome assembly. NCBI's taxonomy places the organism in Eukaryota, Metazoa, Cnidaria, Anthozoa, Scleractinia, Pocilloporidae.
AUGAGAACAAUAAUUAGGAACAGAAAUGACAAACCCGGUGCCAAGCGCAGUGGUAAACCCAACGCCAAGCGUGACAGGUCAGGGUCGAGCUCUAGCAAACUUCGAACACAGUUAAAAAACGUCCAUGGCAAAAGUUCAGGCCACGUAAAGUAGACAAACGUUCCACAUUCCAGAAAUGGUUGUUUAAGAUGGCCAACCGACCGCUAGUCGACUUGCUUCCACGAAACUUGGAAAUCCACAAUUUUACUUCUACUGAGCUAACUCACUAAGCGGCAGUCUGGGGUUCUGGGCUUAGGCCUGAAGUUCAGACCUUCCCUGCGACUUCCGACUGUUCCUCAGUUCAACCAGCAAAUUCAAGACUUUUGCCGGAGAGUUUCUUCAUACUUCGCAAAGAGUUACAAAAGAGCUUCGUGGCUGAAAAACCACAUUGGAGAAACAAUCUCUCAAAGCAAGAGUGAGAAGACCUUCACGAGCUGA